This is a messenger RNA of Hemiscyllium ocellatum (epaulette shark), 10681 nucleotides long. RefSeq lists its product as uncharacterized. The record is from RefSeq and is a predicted model, not a curated record. The coding region runs from base 446 to 4252 and encodes 1268 amino acids. The transcript has 5 exons. Gene Ontology annotation, molecular function: GTP binding; protein binding. Lineage: Eukaryota; Metazoa; Chordata; Chondrichthyes; Orectolobiformes; Hemiscylliidae.
GGGCAGUCUCAGGCUUCGAGGUUUUGAAGUGUUGGGGAACUGGAUGUUAAACAUGACUCCAGCAUCGAAGCAACUCAAGGCCCCUGUGCAGUGGUAAUUAUCUCCGAAAAUGAAACUCUACAAUCAACAUUUCAGGAAAACGGUUACCUUAUGUUGGAAGAACAGAGUUAAAGUAAAAUGUUUUGACACCUCAUUGCUGAAUCUCGGAGACAGCAGCAGCACUUCCUGGACAAGUUCAGAAGGUUACUAUCUGCAAACAGGAUCAUCAAGUGUCCACAAUACAAUUAUUACAGGAGCUGAGAUCUCAGUGACAACCCUGGUCCAUCCAGUCCGGAUAGUGAUUCUCCCACAGCUGGAUCACAGACAGCUCAGUGAAACAGACUGCUGUUUGUAUUGAGCUGCAAUCUUCAAUUACCGGUGACACUGGAUUGGAUCGUGUGACACCAUGAGUCAAGGAGAAACAGUGGUGAUAGAGCAGGCAACUUUGGGCCGUCCUUUCCAACUGGGAAUGCUGUACGACUGCCGAUCCGACUGUCUGAUCCCAGGGAUCACACUGUGGGAAUUAGAGAAAUUGCAACCUCAUGUACGCUCUCAGCGUAACACCGAGUUUCAUAUCAUUGCAUCUGACUCCACUGAUUCAAAAGCCUCUGCACUGAAUGUGGAUGGAUCAUUGAAAGCAAGUUUCUUGUGCGGUUUGGUGGAAGUGGCAGGAUCAGCGAAAUAUCUCAAUGACACAAAGAGAUCGAGGCAACAAGCCCGGGUGACCCUUCAGUACCGAGCAACAACCAGGUUUGAGCAGCUGACAAUGAGCCACUUGGGGCUGCAGAAUAUAACCUACCCGAAUGUGUUUGAUGAGGGGACAGCAACUCACGUGGUUACAGCAGUGCUGUACGGGGCUCAGGCUUUCUUUGUGUUUGAUCAAGAGAUCUCUGCAACAGAGAACCUACAGGACAUUCAGGGUCACCUGGAGGGGAUAGUUAAAAAGAUUCCAACUAUUGCAAUCGAGGGUCAGAUCUCCCUAGAAAUGACAGAGGAACAAAUAUCCAAUGCCCAGGAAUUCAGCUGCACAUUUCAUGGGGAUUUCUUCCUGGAAAACAAUCCUACCACAUUCCAAGAUGCUGUCAAAAUCUACACAACCCUCCCAAAGUUACUGGGAGAUGAUGGAGAGCACGCAGUGCCCAUGAGGGUCUGGCUCUACCCACUCAACAAACUGGACUCCAAAGCUGCUCAGCUGGUACGGGACAUAAGUAUUGGAUUGCUCAAUGACUGCCAGUCUGUGCUGGAGCAGCUCAGUGAGACAGUGAUCAGAUGUAAUGAUAUGAUGAGAGACAGUGUCACUGUUCAAUUUCCAGAAAUCAGGGACAAGAUACUGAAAUUCCGAGAGAUGUGUCGAGAAUACAGGCUGGUUUUCCAGAAAGCUUUAUCCAGUGUGUUACCAUCUAUCCGUGGAGGUGGGGAGGAGGAAGGGUCACUGGUGAAUAUUCUGAAGAACAAGGAACAGUCACCAUUCAAACACCAGGCACUGAGCAAAUGGCUGGAUGACAAGGAGCGGGAAAUGAAUGUGGUGAGAUCAUAUCUCAUGAUAUUGAAAGAUAUUCACACAGUGAAAUCAAGGAGUGAGUUGGAUCGUGAAGUAUUGGAUCCAGAGACAGAGAAUAUGGUCUGUCUCACAUUCACAUCACUGCAGCAAGAGGAUUUCUAUCUGUCAGAAGCAGACAGCUACCUACAGUCUCACACAGCUGCGAAAAUGCAGAUACCAGAUCCUGCUAACCAGGUCAGUGCAGAACAUCAUAACCAGCAGUGGUUUCACUCAGUAUCUGUAUCCCAGAAGAUGAGGGAGCUGUCUCGCUUAUUCCUGGAUUUUGCCACAGCGAACAGAGCACAAGGGAAAACCAAGUUCAUUGCUGCGUCUGUGCAGGAUGACAGUAAUGUGGGAGCAUCGAUUUACCUGUAUGAGGGAGGGUUUGUGGUGAAUCACUGCUUCACACCCCCAUCACAACCGGAGAGACCUGUGGUCAGUGGAACAUCACAUGACAGUGUGACUCUCCAAUUACAGCCACCGAGACACGGUGCUGGGGAGACUGUUGGGUACAGGGUGGAAUACCGAAACAUCCAACAGGAGGAAUGGAAAACUGUGGAUACUCCUGAUAAAUCUGAAUCCAUCACAAUUCCUGGGUUGCAGCCACAUCAGGAAUAUCGAUUCCAAUACAGAGCAGUGACCAAGGUUGGGGUCAGCAAGGCCAGUGAGAGUUCCCAGGUCACCACACGGCCUACAAGCCCACCUGGUAAACCUUUAACACUCAAGAUUUACUGGUGUGAUGUAUCACUCACCUGGGACAGGCCAACUGAGAUUGGAGCUGGUGUUAAUAUUGUUCAGUACAGGAUCGAAUAUAGAGAAGGAAAGGCAGGUCCCUCCAGCACAGAGAAUGCAUUGUGGGAGGAAAUAAAGACAACAGACAGUGAAUGUUGUUAUACUUUAAAGGGAUUGAAACCCAACACCUCCUACAGAGUGCGAGUGUCUGCUGACUGUGGAGAAGGAGGUUCGAGUGAACCAAGUGAGGAGGGUUUAAUACAAACAGAGAAUCAGCCAAAGAGACUGGCUGUGAAACUUCUCAGAGAAUGUACAUUAACAGCCAGGGGGACCCCUCCCAUUUACACACUGCCCUUACAGAAGAAGGUACUUGAUGUGGCUGGACACCUUGUAAAAUGCUCCUUUGGAAAACCCACUGGAAAACACAGUGUGAGGACAAUCAUAGUUCUUGGAGGAAAAGGAGCAGGAAAAACAACCUUCAUCAAUGGGAUGGUCAACUACAUCCUGGGUGUGGGAUGGGAGGACAACUUCAGAUACAAAUUAAUUGAUGAAGGGACAGGAAGAUCCCAGGCUGAAAGUCAGACAUCAUCAAUCACUGCCUAUGAACUGCACCAUCGAGUAGGAUUCCAGAUUGAUUACUCUGUCACUAUCAUCGACACUCCAGGAUUCGGAGAUACCAGGGGGAUAACCCGAGAUAAAUUGCUCACUGAUCAGAUCCGAGAGUUCUUCACUUCCCCAGAUGGUGUUGAUCAGAUCGAUGCCGUGUGUUUUGUUGCUCAGGCCUCUUUGGCUCAUCUGACCAAUACACAGAAAUAUGUCUUUGAUUCAAUUCUUUCCAUUUUUGGUAAAGAUAUUGCAGACAACAUCCGAAUCCUGGUGACAUUUGCUGAUGGGCAGGUUCCCCCUGUUCUGGAGGCCAUCAAUGUUGCUGAGAUACCGUGUCCCAAAGAUAAAAAAGGUUUCCCAGUUCAUUUCAAGUUCAACAAUUCAGCCAUAUUUGCUCAAAGACCAGCUCCUGGUAACUCUGUCAACAAGAGGGACCCUGAUGGUAGCAGUGAGGAGGAGGAAGAUAGCGAUACCUUUGAUGCAAUGUUCUGGAAGAUGGGAUCAAACAAUAUGAGGAAAUUCUUUUCAGCUCUGAGCAAAAUGGAAACAAAGAGCUUACAUUUGACAAAGGAGGUCCUGAGGGAGCGUCAGCAGCUGGAGGCUGCGAUAGAGGGAUUACAGCCACAAAUCCAAAUGGGUUUGACCAAACUGGAGGAGAUUAGGAAGACACAACAAGCUUUGAACCAACUCCAGCUCGAUCUGGAUGCAAAUAAAGAUUUUGAGUAUGAGGUAGAAAUCACAGUUCCGGUGAAGAUCAAUAUCAGUGGGACCGGUAAUUACAUCACCAACUGUCAGAAAUGCUUCAUCACCUGUCACUAUCCCUGUAGCAUUCCUAAUGAUGAUGGUAAAAUAGAAUGUUCAGCAAUGAACCAGCACGGAUACUGCACAGUCUGUCCAGGUAAAUGUAUCUGGUCUGUUCAUUUCAACCAAAAGUACAGAUUUGAAUAUGAAACCAAAAAGGAGAAAAUAACAUACGCAGGGCUGAAGGAAAAAUAUGAAAAGGCAUCUGGUGAAAAGGUAAAACAGCAGAAACUCAUGAAGAAGCUUCAGCAGGAGUUAGCGGAUGUGCAGGAUGUGGUGUUGGAGUUGAUUGAAACAUCGUCUCAGUGCAUUUUAAGACUUGAGGAAAUAGCUCUCAGACCAAACACAUUGUCAACCCCAGAAUACAUUGAUCUGCUGAUUCAAUCUGAGAAAGAGGUGGCAAAGCCUGGGUUCAGGGAGAGGAUCCAGUCACUGAAUACAGUCAAACAACAGGCUGAGCUCAUGGCAAAAAUAGCCAGGAACGAGGAGCUGUUACCAACCAAACACAAAGGCAAAGCUGCAGAUGCAAAGUAAGAUUGAAUGGGAAGAUUUCUGGCAUGUUCAAUUGAUUCCCAUCUUUAAAAUAAUUCACACCUUGGGCUGGAAUAAAUGAUGUCAGUAAUGAAAUGUCUAAUUAGUAAAUGAUGUCAUUCAGUUGUUUCGAAUGUCUGAAGCAAAUAGUUCCCUUUGUGAACAAAAGAAUUCCUCUCCAAUAAAAUAUUCCUAAUUCCUGUUCACUGAUUUACCCAACUCCAUCCAGUUGUAACCAAAACAGAAGCAGUUAUUGGUUCACUUCAUAUUGUUUCUGUGAUUUCUCCUGUUUGGAGAGUGAGAUGUUCUUUGGUAGAUCUCUGGUGACAUUGUAACAGGCAAUCGUGGUUUGAAAAUGCUUCAGUUAUUGACAUUGAAAACUGAGAAAUAACAUGAGGAGCAGAAUAUAAAGCCCAUCAAACCAACAAUGCCAUUCAAUGUGAUCAGCUUUAAUUAAACUUUCCUGUUCACUCCCCAGCUCAUGCAACUCUCAGAGGAACUCAAAUGUCUGUAUGUCAAUCUUAAAUGUAUUCAGUGAUGUCUCAUCCACAGGCCUCAGUGGUCAAGAAUUUCAAAGGUGCCGAACACUUUCAGUGAACAAAUUAAUAAUCAUUUCUGUCCUAAAUGAUUGUUCUCUUUUCCAGAAACUCUCUCCCAUGUUCUAGAUUUCCCAUCCAGUUGAAACAACCUCUCAAUGUCUAUUGUAAGUCCAUUCAAAAUCUUGAAUUCCCCUGUGGGUUUUUACUGCUUGGAGUCUGAAACCUGUGGCUGGAAUGUGGUUACCUGUGGACAGCUGUAGUUGUAGGUUUGGGUUCAUCUUGGUGGGUGGGUGGUCUAGUGGCCCCACCAUGCACCAUCCUUGCCCCCCACCUCCCAGCUAAUGAACAGCAUUUGGUGAAAACAUUGAAGGUGGAAGGGGCAUUGAAUGUAUUUUGGGUGGGACAUUUCAAUGCACACCACCAAGACUGACUGGGCAGCAGCACUACUGAUCAAGCUAGUCUCAUCCAAAAGGAUGCAACUGGUCGGCUGGGACUACAGCAGGGCAUGAGGAUAAAACAUAUUCAUCCCAUCUUUUGAUCAAGGAUUGAUUUGAAGUGAGCAGUGUUGGAUCCAGAGGCAGAGAAUGUGCUCUGCUUCACAUUUACAUCACUGCAUUCAGAGAAUUUUUAUCUGUCAGACGCAGACAGCUACCUGCAAUCUAUCUACCCACAAUCCAUCGACUUCCAGCUACUUCCUGCAGAUUUUGAUUCGAUUCUUUCCAUUUUCAGCAAAGAUAUUAGAGCGAGCAUCUCUUUGGGAAGUACAGAAGCAAUUCUGUGCUCAUGUACCUCCAGGCUUUCCAUUGUCAUGUGACCUCUACCAUGAGGCUCUUAUCGUAGGAUCCACCUUACAGUCAAUUGAAUAAAGACACAGUCGAGGCCAAACUGCUUCCUGUGGGCUCAUAACAACAUCCCAUUCCCAGUGACAGUCACAGAUGACCAGUACCCUCAAUGAGGACCUCAUCCAUGAUGCUGAGUGUCUGGAAGAUCAAAAACAAGAUAUUCCAUUUCACCUCAGUUUCAACAAUUUAGUUAAAUUCAGUCAAAGAUCAGCUGCUGGAAUCUCUGCUCACAACAGGAGUGCCAGUGUGACCAAUUCCAGUCAUUAACAUUUCCAAACUCAGGAAGAGUGUCAGUUGAUAUUUGGAAAUGAAUGGUAUCGCUGAGAUACCUCAUUGUGUCUCCAACUUGUAGAUUUGGCUUUUGUUGCUCUCCGUGAUGAGAUGCUGGGAUGUUGCCCAGGUAUUCUUGUGCAUGGAGAUACAUUCCUACUUUUUAAAGGUACCGAAAGGAAAAAGUGGGAAUGCAACAUUGCAAUAAAUGUUCAGCCAUGAUAAUAUUGAAUAGUACAGCAGGCUGGAAGGGCAGAAUGGCCACGUCCUGCUCCAAGUUUCCAUGUUGUUCAGAAUUGUGCUCACUAUUGUUAAUGUUGUGUUCUUUCUGGUGAUCCUGUUCAUCUUCACUCCCUGGAUAGUGACAUUUCUGCUAUUGUUGAUGGUCUUUUCCAUGUUCCCAGCUCUGGUGGAGGUUAAAUAUGGACUCAGUCUUUUCUUACUUGCUCACUAAUUUCACUCAAAAUUUUGCAUGAUCUUGCUACCUCAGCAUUAGUGACAGUUUUGCUUAACACCAGGCAUUUGUGACUGGUCCCUGUAUAAGUAUGGUUUAUCCAGAAACAGCGCAGUUCAGUUUGAGCAUAUUUGUUUAAAUGUAGUCCUCCUCCUUCUUCUACUCCAGUGAAUUGUUGUCCAUCUUCCUCCUGGUCACCUGGAGAAUGUAGUUAGAUUAAAGAGUGAUCUUACACCUUCUUCCAUUCAACAACUCCACAGUUGGCUUAUUUUAUUCAAUCACUGGAUGAGGAUGUCUCUAGCUAGGUCUACAUUUAUUGCCCAUCCCUAAUUGCCCAGAGAAUAGUUAGGAGUCAACCAUAUUGGUGUGGGUCCAGGGUCAAAUGGAGGCCAGACCAGGCAAGGAUGGCAGAUUCUUUCCAUAGAGGACAUUAGUGAACCAGAUGUUUUUUCUGACAAUUGACAAUAGAUUCACGGUCAACAUUAGACUCUGAAUUCCAAAUAUUUAUUGAAUUCAAAUCCCACCAACUGCCAAGAUGGGAUUUGAACCUGGGUCCUCACAGUAUUGCCUGGGCGGCACGGUGGCACAGUGGUUAGCACUGCUGCCUCACAGCACCUGAGACCCGGGUUCAAUUCCCGACUCAGGUGACUGACUGUGUGGAGUUUGCACGUUCUCCCCGUGUCUGCGUGGGUUUCCUCCGGGUGCUCCGGUUUCCUCCCACAGUCCAAAGAUGUGCGGGUCAGGUGAAUUGGCCAUGCUAAAUUGCCCGUAGUGUUAGGUAAGGGGUAAAUGUAGGGGUAUGGGUGGGUUUCGCUUCGGCGGGUCGGUGUGGACUUGUUGGGCCGAAGGGCCUGUUUCCACACUGUAAGUCUAAAAAAAAAAUUAACAGUCUAGUGAUAAUACCAAUGGGCCAUCACCUCCUCUUGGCUCUGUGCAAGUUUUGAGAGGUGAGGAUAAAAGUGAAUAUAAGGUAAAGUUUGGGUCUCCCUUUGUCUCAGCAUUUCACAGGGGAUUCUGUUGAUCAUCUGAUCACAUCUUGAUGUGAAGGUAAUGAUGUUUAACCCAUACUAUUCAGUGAAAUCCUUCAACUUUGUGAUUGGGAAUUGGAUAUCAUUCUCUGAUAUUAAUCUUUCAGCAAUCUCUUGCUAAGCAAGCCCCUAAAAUUGUUUUACUGAGAUCAUUGCUGUGAGUCUUAUACCUAUUCCAUCAAAGGGUUAAACUUGAAGUAGCCAUCCUGAAUUAUGAGCUAUGAUUCUUGAUUGUGUGUGAACAAACCAGCUCCCACAGCGUGCCAUGAUCUGGAUGGUACGUCAGCAUCUAUCAUCCUCUCUUUCUAUUGGCUGUUUCUCUCAUCCUGAUGUACAUUGCAUGGAGACACUAUAUUUUCAAUGUCUUUGUAGAUGCCUGUCCAGUACACAACUUUAUGACUCUGAGCUUCCACUUCUCCAUUCCAAGUGAUCUUGAUGUAUUGUGUUGGGCUCAAUUAUUCUGGAUCCAGUCAGUGGGAACCCCAUUUUUCACUGAGCUGUCAUUUUUUUUUAAGAAUUAAAAUCCCUAGAGUGUGGAAGCAGGCCCUUCAGCCCACAAGUCGACACCGACCCUCCGGAGAGUAACCCACCCAGACCCAUUCCCCUCCAUUUACCCCUGAUUAAUGUACCUACCCUCUAUAUCCCUGAACAUUACGGACAAUUUAGCAUGGCCAAUUCACCUAACAUGCACAUCUUUGGAUUAUGGGAGGAAACUGGAGCACCCAGAGGAAACCCACGCAAAUACCGGGAGAAUGUGCAAGCUCCAUGCAGUUGCCUGAGGCUGGAAUCGAACGUGGGACCAUGGCGCUGUGAGGCAGCAGUGCUAACCACUGAGUCACUGUGCUGCAGCUGUACUGCUGGCUGUGAUUGCUGGCCCUGACCAGGUGAUCUCUGGAUCUCUUGCUCAGGAAGGAUUUGUAACUCCUUGACUUUGUCGGUCUCAUCUCUAAUCUGAUUCUAAUCUGAUUCAGGUUCAGGGCAGUGUCACCUUCACAAAGUGAUGAUUUUCUCUUCCAUGUUUUACCUGGAGCAACAACUGAGAACCAGGAAUGUGCCAACUCCAUUUCUAUUCCUGGCCUUGUAUUUCAGAUUGGAAUUGUAACUCUGAGACCUCAAGAAUAACAUCAGGCAUCUUGCAGCUGCUUUUUUGUGGGUUUGCUUCAUUCAUCACUCUCCACGAUGAACUUCCUUACAGGGACAUCAACAUGGAAAUCCUUCGGCCCAUGAAAGUGUUCCUUUCUUUUGGAGUACCUGAGGACGGAGCUUUGGAUGUCAAUGCUGUUGUCUUUCCCCUUUGUAUCACUCCCUAUCUCCUUGGUAUAAGCAUCUCUUUGGAGAGGGACAGUUUUCUUUCUGUUGUUGUAUAAUAGACAGAACUCCUGGCAGAUUACCUUCUGGAGUUUCUUUGCACUUCUGUCAGGCAGCUCUGACAAAUAGCAUACAACACCUCCCACAGGUUUGCUGUGUGUUCUGACACAUUUAAUAUGAAGGUGCUUGUGUAUUGAGUCAAGUCAAGGAAGCAUCUCGGCUCUCUUACCGUUGCUAGUGCCUAACAGGAAACCACUGAAUGGCAGUCUGUGCUUUGGUUUAAAUGUUUUGAAUGCCUCUAAGAUAUAAUCAGCUUCCUAAUUCAUUGUGAGCUCCAGCAGUACAUUCAUCAUUCUGUCAGCCUGUGUUUCUGUUUUUUCAUUUCUGCACAAUUCAAGAUGCUUUCCUUCUGGCACGAAUGUGGGUUGAUUUUCCAAACCAGUGGUAUUGUUAAUUUAAAGUGGUUUCGGCUUGGUCAUAGAUGCUCACUGCCACCAAACGAUGCAUUCUGGUUUUGUUUGUUUCUCAAAUGUUCGAAACAAUCAACUCUGAAACUUGCAAAGAUGGGACUUUUUGUGUGUAAUAUUUGCCAUUUAGCUUGGUUCUCCAGCAUGUUAUAUGGUCCUUUCAUGCAGCCUGGAACACUUAGGCACUUGUUGGUUUCUGGUAAAUUAGUUGUUUGCCCUUUUCCUGUAAUGGAACAAUAAUUAACACAAGGACUGCUUCAGCAAGAGGCAGAUGAUUUAAAUAUGGCAUUUACAUUUGUGUUCAAUUUUUGUUAUAAUUAUGUGGUACCAUUUCAUUGAUUCAGAAUUCUUUGCUUCAAAUAAUUAUUUCAGAUGCUGUUGCUUGCAUUCAAUAAUAGUCAAUAAUUUUUCUAAGGUUUCAUUCUGAAUUUCCUCUACAAUAAAAAAAAGUGUACAUGACUGUCAACCAUGUCGAAGAUUUUCAACAAGUGUUUCCAUAUUCCAUGAAGAAUUGUAUUUCAUCAAGUGAUUUGCUGUGAAACUGUAAAAUUUUAAUCAGCUAUCAUCUGCUUAUGAAGAAAACUUCACCUGCCUUGAUCUGAUGAAGGAGUAGUACUCCAAAACCUUGUGAUUCAAGUAAACCUGUUGGAUUAUAACCGAGUCUCAUGUGACUUCUGACCUUAUCAAUAAAACAAAUGACUUAAUAAAGUUUGGUGUAAUUUUCACUUCGAUUUAACUGCCUGUACAAAGCUGCAGUUUACAGUCACUGACUGGAGAUUGGGUGUCUCACAUUAACAUGUGAAGUAACAUAUGAAUACAUUUGCAAAUCAUUAAUGUACGCUAUGUGUAGCAAAGGGCCAGCACUGAACCCUGCAGUGCACUGCUGAAGACAAGCUUCAUACACAAAUCCAAUCAUCAAACUUUUUUACCAAGCAUUUACUUCCUGUCACAAAGCCAAGUCCACGUUUGGCUCCAAUUUGCCCUGUAGCUUCCCUUACCUUGAGGAUCUAACAUUUGAAUUUAAGCAACAAAAAUAUGUCAAUUUUUAUCAUAACAAAAUGGUUUCUCGAUUUAAAAGAAGACUAUAAAAUGGUCUGUGAACCAUACUGCUGAACAUACUGCUGAUUUGCAGAAUUAAGUUGCAGUUAAAAGAUAAGAGGACAAUAGAGUUUUCAUAAGAAGAAUACUGACACAUUAAUUGACCAUUUGAACUAACUUUGAACUGAUACAUGGCAUGACAAUUUACAUAAAUAAGAUAUCCUUCUGAAAGAAAAUACCAUUGGAUUCGCCUGUCUGCAAUCACAUCACCAUAUCACAGUUGAUUGGACUUUUUUGUAACUAAGACCCCUUUCCCAGGAAAUAUCAUUGGAUUAACUUGUUGUAAAUCAUGUCACCUCAUUAUAUGUGAUUGGUAUUUCUUGUGAUUUAGGCUGUACUAUUAUUAAAAAAAAUGUGUAAUUUUCAAAUGUAAUUGCGCAGCUUUACCAAGGAACACAGAAGCUUCAAUCUCUGUGUUGCUGGAUA